AUGGAAUUGAGGGAACAAGAAGAUAAAUAUGAAUGCUCCAAGAUUGUGUGCCUCCCGUUCAUCAAUGCACCUCCAAAUGAUUACUCUACAGUUUGUACAUCCAUCCUCACUGCAAUUGAAGAAUUGUUCAGUAAGGUCAUUGUGAGGCUAGGAGGUUUCCACCUCCUAAUGUCAGCAAACAGUGUUGAUAAGAUACUGUCUGGAUAUGCUUACGCCAGGGCUGUACGUGCCCUUGCGUACGCUGCUUUGGGUGGUCUGAUAUUUGAAGUUUUGGGAUUGACAGAAGAAGAGUUGUUUGCACUGGAUACAGUUAUCGAUUCUUUUCACCAGUUCAACAUAGAUUUUAGGCAUCCAGCAUUGCAUGAGUACAUCGGCACUCAAGUAUUCUCCUUCGUCAUUCUUUUAGCGGGAUCCGCCGUCCUGUUGGAUAACAGUGCCAGGGAUUCCCAUUUCCAGCCGAGGGUGCGUGAAAGUAUGCGGUUGCUGAUUAUGAAUGCACAAUACGAGCCAGCCAAAAAUACCCUCGCCAUGAUUCAGGAAGGUAUUGCUUGCUGUGGAGCUGAUGGCCCUGAUGACUAUCUCAACCUUCAACAACCCUUACCAACUGAGUGCAGAGAUACUGUUACCGGAAACCCGUUCUUCCAUGGAUGUGUCGAUGAACUUACCUGGUUCUUUGAAGCUAAAUGCGCUUGGAUUGCUGCUCUGGCUAUGUUGACUGCUUUUGUCAGUGCAGUGACAGAAACCCACGAAAAGAAAGAAGAUCUAGAUCUUGGUACAGAAACCCAAGAGAAGCCGCAGGACAUUGGAGAAACAGGAAAUUUUGAAGAUAAUGAUGGGGAGCUUGAGGAGGUAGAAGUUCAUGAGGUUUUCAAUGUGGACGAAGAUGGGUAUCUCGGGAAGGAGGACUAG
Messenger RNA from Ceutorhynchus assimilis (cabbage seed weevil), 909 nucleotides. Lineage: Eukaryota; Metazoa; Arthropoda; Insecta; Coleoptera; Curculionidae. The record is from the annotation of a GenBank genome assembly.